Messenger RNA from Anneissia japonica, 1464 nucleotides. RefSeq lists its product as uncharacterized. The record is from RefSeq and is a predicted model, not a curated record. Lineage: Eukaryota; Metazoa; Echinodermata; Crinoidea; Comatulida; Comatulidae. Bases 1 to 789 code for a protein of 262 amino acids. The transcript has 9 exons.
AUGACUGCAGAUUCGGCUGCAAAUUCAUCAAAAUACAGACAGAUUAAAGCUCAUGCAGCUUCUGAAAUUCAAGUGGAUGAAGAUUCUACCACCAAAUGUAUCGAAAACUUCAUGGCUGUUUCUGCAUCAGUACCAGAAAGUGAAAAUUCAUACUUGGAAGAUGAACUCAUGCAGACACCAAAUGCUCUAAAACAAAAACAACCAACAUCAGAAGGGCGUCCUCUCAAAUCAUCAUCAUUAUUCUCACCAAGGGCAAUAAUUGGUGCUGCUCCAGAUGGAUUAAAAUAUGUCAGUGAAAUGGAGUCAGGCCUUCUCUUAUUUACUACAAGGAAGGAGAUCGUUCGGUUGUUAGGUUCAUGGCUGAUUGAGAAAUUUUCUCCUGAUGAAUGCAAGCCACCAUUUCAUGCAAAAAUUAAGCGUGCUAAAGCUCUCAUUGAAGAGUUCCCGCUGCUUCGAGACAGUGAUAGAGCAGAAUUUGAAGCAUGGUAUUCACCUGCAAAGGGAAAAAAAGAGGCCACUGGGUACAUUGAGUACGGAAUAAAAAAUGUCCGCAGAAGAGCUCUUAAGAAAGCACCAGUUAUCAAAACGUUCUCACCUGCUUCAUCAUUAGAGAGUAGUUUUGUUGAAGACUUAGCAGGUGAUAAAGAUGGUGAGGAUGUGUUGGAAAAAAAGGAAUGGCUGAAGUACAACACUGAACCAAUAAAACUAGUUGACAAUUACAUGGCAGCUACUGCUAAGCAUCGAUGUCAGUGGAUUCGUGAAAAUACUGAUAUUCCUGAUCGAUUCUGAAUGAAUAUCCACGGUCAUUGCUUCUUGACGGAAAGUAUCUUUUCGUUGAUGACGGUUGACUCGGUUACACCAAUUACUUUCUCGUCUUCUUCCAACACGCUGUCACUGAAAUUAAGAUGAAUUAGUUAAUUUGUUAACAAUCUCACAUGAUUUCUCUUAUUAGUAAUGGCUUCACCGAUUUUCGUAGCCUAAUUGUAAACAUUUAUACAGUACAGUAUUUUACUUACAGUAUCUAAUUAUUUAAUUAACUCAGCAGUAGCACAGGCAUUAGUGUCACUUUUAUUUUUUUAAUGUAGCAUACAAAGACAGUCAUCGAUUGCUUAAAUAGAAACGUAAUGUUUUAUUAGAGCUUAGGCAUAAUUAUGUAUUGACUUGUUAUCUUUAACUUUAAAAACUGAUUUUAAUUAUUUAAAAAAUCGCUACACUAAAAUCGAUUGAACACAACCAUAUUAUAAACGCAACAGAAUUAAUUAAACGUGAUGCUUUAGUAUUAUAAAUAUAUAAUAUGCAGUACUUAUAUUAGCUGAUAACUAAAUAACUGUAGAGCAUGUAGCCUAUAUAGUAUAGUAUGGUGCUGUAUAGAAAAGCGUACAUAUAUUAUAUACAGUAUAAUAUAUAAUAUUUAUAUUAUAAACAAUGCUCUAUAGCUUAGUAUUGAGCAGUACGCAAAUCAAA